AUGUCACUGCAAACUGGAGAUUAAUAGAUCACAGUUUCAAAGAUACUUUUAUUGAUGACAAUAACUGGAAGAUGUUUGGAUCAUGCCCCAGUUAUUUGCCAAUCUCAUUCAAUAGAAAAAGUUGUCCUCAAAAUUCACAAACUUAUGCCUCUUUAAUAAGAUAUAACUAAUACAUGGAAAAGACAUUUAAUUAUAGAGCUUUUCAGAUUAAGUAGUAUUUAUUGUUUUUUUUUUGAAAUAGAUAACGUAGCCUCCCAUUUACUGGUUAAGUCUUAAACUCCAAGUGAUAGCUGAAUAAUUUAUGGGAGAAAUUAUUGGCAUACUAUUUAUCUCAAAAUAGUCAAAACGUUUGCAAUAAUUUCUUUACUUAUUUUCAAUUACUUACAAUAACAAAUACAAUUUAUGAUCUCAACACUGAAAAUUAGUUUCUAAUAAAUUUUUGUUUCAGUACUUAUUCAUUAUUUUCAGAAAUUGGAAUUAGAAACGUAUUAAUUUAUGUCAAUCCUUGUCAUCCAACAUGCUUAAAAUGUAACGGUCCUUUAAAAACAAAUUGCUUAACGUGUUUCGAUGGAUAGGUUGUAUCAGGUGGGCAAUGCUAAUGCAUUUCUGAAUAAUAAUUUUCUGAAACUUUUAUAGGUUGUAGUUAGGAAUGUAAUAGAGAUUAUUCUAUAGCUCGUAAUGACAAAUUUUUGUGUAAGACUACAGAAUUAAAUCAUUAUUAACAUUUUUUCAGAAUUAAACAAUUCCUAUAUCAAAUGAUAAUAGGUAUUCUCCUUUUAUUUUCAUAACAGACUAAUUUCAUCCUAAGAACAAUGAUUUAAUUUAUAAGGAUUGUCGUGCAUAUGAUUUUAUUUGUGAAUUGUAAUUUAAUGAAGGUAUGCUUUACUAAAUGAAUUUAUAAGAUUCAGUUAAAUUUCUACCAAGAUUGAAAUCUUAAAUAAUAAUCAAAUAUAAUCUCUACAGCUGA
Molecule: messenger RNA, 967 nt
Organism: Paramecium octaurelia
Lineage: Eukaryota; Ciliophora; Oligohymenophorea; Peniculida; Parameciidae
Source: the annotation of a GenBank genome assembly